Messenger RNA from Cyprinodon variegatus (sheepshead minnow), 1591 nucleotides. Its product is annotated as olfactory receptor 2C1-like. Gene Ontology annotation, cellular component: membrane. Bases 11 to 973 code for a protein of 320 amino acids. The transcript has a single exon. NCBI's taxonomy places the organism in Eukaryota, Metazoa, Chordata, Actinopteri, Cyprinodontiformes, Cyprinodontidae. The record is from RefSeq and is a predicted model, not a curated record. Gene Ontology annotation, biological process: G protein-coupled receptor signaling pathway. Gene Ontology annotation, molecular function: G protein-coupled receptor activity; olfactory receptor activity.
UGAUAGUUCAAUGGAUAAAAUGAAUAAUGAACUGAAUGUAACUUAUAUUACUUUUGGUGGACAUGUAGAAUUACAGAAAUACAGACUCUUGUACUUCAUAGCUACAUUUACUGUAUACAUUCUGAUCAUUUGCAGCAACUCAACCAUCUUGUGUCUAAUCUGGAUUCAAAAAAGCCUCCAUGAGCCUAUGUACAUUUUCAUCGCAGCUUUACUCUGCAAUGCACUUCUGUUUAGCACCAAUGUUUAUCCAAAACUUCUGAUUGACCUUUUAUCUGACUUACAGGUUACAACUUAUUCAUCAUGUAGAUUUCAGGCUUUUAUUUAUUACUCUUUAAGUGGUUCAGAGUUUCUCCUUUUGGCAGUCAUGGCCUAUGACAGGUAUGUCUCUAUCUGUAAACCUCUGCAAUAUCUAACUAUUAUGAGAAAAACUACUGUGACCACUUUGCUGGUAUUAGCUUGGGUUUUACCAUCCGGUCAGCUUAUACCACCACUUAUCCUGGGACAUACUUCUAAACUCUGCAAUCAUACCUUGAAUGGAAUUUUCUGCAAUAAUGCUGUUACUAAGCUUUCCUGCAUGGGUUCAACAGGGCCCUAUAUUAUAUAUGGUGUUUUUACUUUAAUUAAUACAGUCUUUUUACCUUUUGUGUUCAUAAUUUUUACCUAUAGUAAAAUACUGAUCAUAUCCUAUAGAAAGAGCUCAGAUAUCAGGAAGAAAUCUGUGAAUACCUGUGCUCCACACCUGCUGGUUCUGAUUAGUUUUUCAUGUUUGUGUUCCUAUGAUGUUAUAAUAGCCAGGUUGGAAAUUGAUUUACCCAAAACUGCACAUUCAAUAAUGAGUUUACAGGUAGUUUUGUAUCAGCCUCUUUUUAAUCCAAUAAUCUAUGGCCUAAAGAUGACUGAAAUCCAUAAACACCUGAAAAGGCUUUUCAGUCGAGGCAGAAGCUUUGUAUGUUUUGCACUUUUACGCAAAUGACAUUUAAAAUAGCAAUUUUUUUUGUAAAAAUAGAUUUGAGAUGCACUGAGACAUAAUGUGACUAACUGUAUGUCCUGUCUUUUAUCUCCUUGACAUGAAAAACAACUUAGAACUUAUCAGUUUAACCAUCUUUCCUAGAGAGAGCCACCUAUGGAGCUAAUUUACCUUUGCAUUCUCUAAUAUAGAGAAUAUUUAUAGCUCUGUUUUUCUGUGUUAAUUCUGUUUUGAUUCUGUGUUAAUUGCCUCUGUCCUCUCAAAUUUCCAUUGUCUAAUGUCUAAAUGCUUAUCAAGGAGGAGUGAAAUCUGCAAAGUAUAAGACGUAACAAAAUCAGUUGGGUUUCCUUACGUAUAAUACUUUUAACCAAUCUGUCUGUAAGAUUCAUUGAAUUGUCUUUUUAAAAAGCAUUGAGAUGACAUGUUUUGAAUUGGCACUAUGGAAAUAAACUAAACAGAAACUGAAUUGAAACUGAGCUGUCACAAUUUGGAAAAUACCAAAAUAGAUUAAAUAUAUUUUUCCUGCUUCCUAAAUAUCAACUUGGACAAGAAAAUGUUAAUGGGCUGUCUAAUACUGUACAUCCCUUUCCAGAACAGAUACAACGAUGCAUGUAAACAAUACAA